CAGAAGCAAGGGUACUGUAACAUAGUGAACAUGUUUCUGCUUCAGGUUCUUCUUGUUGCUUUUAUUUUCUCUUGUGGAGAUGCCCAAGUGCUGAAACAAUCUCAGUCCUCCAUAGUGAGAGAAGUACAUAAAACAGCACGAAUUGAAUGCCAUGUUUCUGGCAUAAGCUUUAGCAAUGCUUAUAUACACUGGUAUCGGCAGAAGCCUAGGGAAGCACCAGAGCGGAUUCUCUACGUAUCAUCAGGAACACCAAGCUUUGACAAAGAGUCUGAUAAAGGAAAGUUUGAGGCAAAAAAGAACAUCAAUGACAACACCUGCACGCUGACACUAAAUCGAAUAAGAACAGAGGAUGCAGCUACAUAUUAUUGUGCCUACUGGCAUGGCACAUUGUUAGCAAAGCACUAUGCACAUGGAGAAAUAACUAUCACCCAAACUCCGGAGUUCUCCAUCAAAAGGGAAAAUGCUACUGUACGUAUGUAUUGCGUUCUCCAGGGCAUCUCUGAAAAUAUUGCCAGUGCCAUCAUUCACUUGUAUCAUCAAAGCCCUGGUGAAGCUCCAAAGAGAGUUCUGUUCUUCACAUCAGGAAAAUCCACUUUUGAUGACAACUCUCAGGCAAAGAAUUUUCAAGUUACAAUAGAUCCUCAAAAAUCCCGCUAUACUUUCUAUAUGGAGAUGCUCAAAUUCAGUUCCAUUACUCAAGAUGUUACUGCUACAGGUUCUUUUAGUGACUUCAAUUUGGUCUUAUGGAUCUAUAGGAGUAACUCUCACCCAAAAUCCAUGGUCUACGACCAGAAGUAUGGAGAUGCUCUGGAGCUGACACAAUCGGAACCCUCCAAAACCAGGGGAAACACUAAAACUGCUAUUAUUAAAUGCCAGGUUACGGGGACUACCACUGUUAUACAUUGGUAUCGACACAAGCCUGGGGAAGGUCCAGAGCGGAUUCUGUACUGGUCAGCAGGAAGAGUUGUCUACGACAAGGAGUCUGAUAAAAAGUUUUCAGCAAAACAGGACUCUAAUGAACACGCAGAAGUUACUGUCACCCAAAGUCCAGAGUUCAGAGGAGAAGGCAGGAGUGCAUGUAUGAACUGUGAUAUUACUGGCAACUCUCGAGAUCUAGUGAUGGCUAUUCUGUCAAAGUAUUUGGCUCUGGUACAAGACUUGUUGUAUCAGCAAUACCAAGGAUUUAUCAAACAAUUAUUUUACCAUUUCACUCUUUUUAUAUCAUCUUUGGAAACUGGUUCCAAACUUUAUACAAGUUUUUGCAAAGCAUUCAGACACAGUGAGAAUACUUAUAAUAAAAUCUUUGGCUCCGGCACAAAGCUUGUUGUAACAAAUAAACAAGCAACAACUACAGCACAAGACGAGAUGCUGCAUCACAUAGGGGACUCAAAGGAAACAUACGUUUGCCUCGUUCAUAAUUUUUUCCCGAAUGUUAUUCGGAUGUAUUGGACAGAUAAAGAGGGAACGAAAAUAUCAGAUAAUGUAGUACAGGGAGAAGUUUGGCCACCUCAGGAAGAUGCAGACUCAUACUCAGUCAGCAGCUGGCUGACUGUAAAUAAGGACAUCAACAAAGAAUAUGUUUGCUGGUACGAGCGCGAAGGAUCUGGCAAAAAAUCCAUCCAUACUCAACUCCCAACAGCAACACCUAUGACUCAAGCAGACAACUGUACUGCCAGUCAAGCAAGUGGCAAAGAGAAUUUCACGCACAGGACUGCAUCUUUAAUAUACAUAGUUCUUCUCCUGAAAAGCAGCAUGUACUAUGUCGUCGUACUCUUCUUCAUAUACAGAAUGAGAAGCCCAACCAAGGGUCCCCCCAGAAAACAUUAAACUAUUCCUUCCAGCUUGCAAAGUCAGCAUUUGUAUCUUAAUUUUGCUUAAUAAAGCUGCUCACAUAACUAUAACAUACAUUGCUUUAAAUGUGGAAAAAAAGUGGAAAAAAAUCAGCUUGAGAUCUUUCAACACUUAAGCAUGCAACUAAUGUCACGAACACUGAAAGUUCUGCUAUAUCCAGUGAGCUCAAUGAAACAACCUGCAUGUGUGAAUGCGUUUGGUGGCAGUGCUAAAACUUAAAACUAAUUUACUGUUUAAUUUUUAGUUUCAUGGGAAAAUUUCUUUUUCUUCAAUUCCAUUUAUUUCCUUCAUAAAAGAAAUGUGUAAUUAUUGUAUCAGAACUAUGAAAAGUUGAGAUAUUUAAAUAAAACGGAGAAUUAUAAUA
Gavialis gangeticus (Gharial) is the source of this 2215-nucleotide messenger RNA. RefSeq lists its product as uncharacterized. The record is from RefSeq and is a predicted model, not a curated record. The transcript has 13 exons. Bases 31 to 1827 code for a protein of 598 amino acids. NCBI's taxonomy places the organism in Eukaryota, Metazoa, Chordata, Crocodylia, Gavialidae.